GGCCCACAGAGAGAAUGGCGUGAUUGCCUCUCCUCCUCUCCUCUCCUCCUCUCCUCCUCUCCUCUUCUCUCCUCUCCUUUCUCCCCACCCGGCACGUAUCUCAGGUGGAAUUAUGAAUCUUAUUCCAGGUCUGUCGGGGUUCUCCACCAUGUUCGGGAAGAAGAAGAAGCGCCUGGAGAUCUCGGCGCCCUCCAACUUCGAGCACCGGGUGCACACGGGCUUCGACCCGCGCGAGCAGAAGUUCACGGGCCUGCCGCAGCAGUGGCAGAGUCUGCUGGCUGACACCGCCAACCGGCCCAAGCCCAUGGUGGACCCGUCCUUCAUCACGCCCAUCCAGCUCGCACCCAUGAAGAUAUCCCCCAAGAAAACGCGGUCGUCCGAAUCCCCAUCGCGAAAAACGAUUGUUCGUGGGAGCCGGCCGCCCAAGGACGCCUCCAUUAACGGCCUGCUGGAGGAGUUUGACAGCAUCUCGGUGACGCGCUCCAACUCGUUACGCAAGGAGAGUCCACCGGGGGCGCUGCAGACAGCUGGGGGGGCAGGCGGCAGCGGCAAGCCGCCCCUGUCCUCCGCCUCGGGCCUGGGGUCCAAAUCGGGCGGCCCCGGGGGCCCCGAGGAGAACGGCUUCAGCCACUACUACGCCCGCUACUCCUGCGACCUGGACGGCAGCCGGGACUUCUCGCUGGAGCCGUACCGGGACAAAGGCAGCGGCGGCGGCGGCGGCGUCUACGCCUACGACUACACCAGCGGCGCCGGUGCCGACUGGCCCGUGGGCCGCCACUACCGGCAUUUCCCGGCCAAGCAGAACGGGCACCCGCUGCCCAUGCCGGGCCUGAUGGCGCCGCUCCACCACCCCAUCCGCAGCCCGUUCUACCCGGACGCCAUGCCCCAGAAGAGCUCCGAGUUCGCCAAGCUGCCGCCCGACUACCACGCCUACCUGGAGUCCAAGGUGCGCCUCUCUGCGUCUGCCGGCGACGGGCCCAGCUCGGGGUCAGGGUCGGCCGGCACCAGGGACUACUACCGCGCCUCGCUGGGCGGCUCGUCGUCCAGCCAGGACUACCGGGAGGUGCCGAUGGGCACGCCAUCGCGCGCCUCUCUGCACAGCGACCAGCUGGGCUACGGCUGCAGCGAGGGCGGCAGCGACUGGGGGGGGGAUGGGGACGAGUUUGAGCGGCGGCCCAAGUCGUCGUACGUGACGCAGAGUAGCCCACAGCCAACCAUUCGUCAGCGGUCCCGGUCAGGGUCCGGACUGCAGGACCCAAGCGGACCCCCCCACUCCACCAGCGCCUUCAAGGUGGCCCCCCAGGCACACCCUUACAGCUCGUACACUUACCCACGCCUGUCCGAGACCCCCAGCACAGCGCAGGCCAUGGCCAAGGACUACGAGCGCUCGGUGCGUGACGGCAGCCCACAGGGUCCCGGGGGCGACACCUACCCCCGGGGUUCCCUCAAACUACCUCAGGGUCCGCCACGGCCCGGCUACCCGCCCUCUGGUCUGCCCCCCCACCAGCACCCGCCGCCCCCCUCACACUACAGCAAGCCCCCCCCUUCAUCCUCCUCCUCCUCCUCGGCCGCCGCCUCGGCCGCCCUGUCCUCCUACCACCACCACCACCACGCCCCUGCCCAGCCCAGCCCGCCGUACACCCCCCAGGGGCCGCUGUCCCAGCCCACGUCCCCUUACAUCCCUCCGGGGGCCUACCCGCCGCCCAGCUGGGGGUCCUGCUCGGAGCAGCCGCCCUCGCGGGUCUCGCACGAGCAGUUCCGCGCCGCGCUGCAGCUGGUGGUCAACCCGGGCGACCCGCGCGAGUACCUGGACAACUUCCUGAAGAUCGGCGAGGGCUCCACGGGCAUCGUCUGCAUCGCCACCGAGAGGCACACAGGCAAGCAGGUGGCCGUCAAGAAGAUGGACCUGCGCAAGCAGCAGAGACGGGAGCUGCUCUUCAACGAGGUGGUGAUCAUGAGGGACUAUCACCAUGAGAACGUGGUGGACAUGUACAACAGCUACCUAGUGGGAGACGAGCUUUGGGUCGUCAUGGAGUUUCUGGAGGGAGGAGCUUUGACUGACAUUGUGACUCAUACCAGGAUGAACGAGGAGCAGAUAGCCACGGUGUGUGUGUCGGUGCUGAGAGCCUUGUCUUACCUCCACAAUCAGGGCGUCAUACACAGGGACAUCAAGAGCGAUUCCAUACUACUCACCAGCGAUGGCAGGAUAAAGCUGUCUGACUUUGGCUUCUGUGCACAAGUGUCCAAAGAGGUGCCCAAGAGGAAGUCCCUGGUGGGAACGCCAUAUUGGAUGGCUCCAGAGGUCAUCUCAAGGUUACCCUACGGAACUGAGGUGGACAUCUGGUCUCUGGGGAUCAUGGUGAUUGAGAUGGUGGACGGUGAGCCCCCCUAUUUCAACGAGCCCCCCCUGCAGGCCAUGAGGAGGAUACGUGACAACCUGCCUCCCCGGCUCAAGGAGUCCCACAAGGUGUCGUCGGUGCUGCGGGCCUUCCUGGACCUGAUGCUGGUGCGGGAGCCGUCCCAGAGGGCCACGGCCCAGGAGCUGCUGCUGCACCCCUUCCUCAAGCUCUCGGGCCCACCCUCCUGCAUCGUGCCCCUCAUGCGCCACUACCGCCACCGCUGAGACGCCUAGCAGCCUCCCGCCAGCAGGGCGGCGCUCUUCAACACCCUCCCAGCUCACUCACUCGUGCACACACACACACACACACAAACACACACACACACACGCACAUACACACACAUACACUUGCACACUCUCACCAAGAGAAGACCUGAGAGAGACUUUUGAAACCAACGAUGUGUAACCCCCGGCCCCGCGAUCGGGGAUUAUUUAAUACAUAAAGACACUGACACCUGUAACCGUAUGUAGUUUAGACAGAAGUGAAAUUAACAAGUAAACACAAGAACAAAAGCUUAUAUUAAUGCAAACCGAAAAAAAAGGGUGGAAACACUAAAGGUGGAGGUGCCGGAGGUCGGAAGUCGGAGGCUGCGGAGUUGUGUUGCUCCAGCCGAAACAGAACAGUCUGGCGCUUUCUUCGAGUCUUUGAGAGACAGUUUGAUGUUAGCGUUAAACACAUGUAGCGUCUGCAGUCCGUAUGAGUGGUCGCCAGGUGUGUGUCGUUUUUUUUUUCUUUUUUCUCUGUCUAGGCUGUGCCGUGUGUGCUCACUCCCUGAGUAGACCAAUCGUAGCUUCCAAAUAGAGCCGAGGGAGAGGGGCUAGCAACCAGCUAAGCCAAUGAAACAAAAGGACUGCGAGGCAUGGGUUCCGGUGUCAGAACCAAGGAGAUUCCAGAAGUAAGGGAACCCUUAAGAGAACCAGCAGAGAUGUCUGUGAUGGAUUUUUACACACUGUUCAGGACGCAAGGCUGUUACUACAGGUGGGGAGGGCUACAUGAAAAACCUUCGCUUUUUCACCCUCUCUUCUCAAACUUAUCAAUGGGAAAAAAAAAACAAACAAACGUAUUUUAGAGGAAAAUUGUAAAAGUUUUUUCUGUACAGUUUUUUAUAAUCUGCAGUAUUUUGUGGUGACGUAAGCGUUGUCAUAUACAGGGCAGUGUUAUAGCGCUCGAGAAUAUCUGCCACUAAUAUUUCCUACUGUUUAUAUAUAAUCCUAAUUUUUUGACAAAGAAAAAAAAUGAAAAUAUUCUCAUUCUAAAAAAGACCCCAUCCUGAACUGUUCAAAGAAACAUAUUUAUUUAUUUUGAAUUUGUAGACAAAGCCUUCCCGCGGACAUGACGAGAAAAGGGUUAUUAACUUGGCAGACUUUUGUAUACCAUUUUGAAGUAUUUAUUUAUUUUUCUGGAACUGGAGGUUUAUUUUUCUGUAGUGUGGCCUUUUUUUCAUUUCACUUUUCAUUUGUUUGUGUAUUUAUUCUUUGGGUUUUUUGUUUUGUUGAGGGUUUUUUUUUUAACCUUAUGAGCAGUGAUGUUAGUCACACAAGCAAUACCCCUUAAUACUUCUAUGGUACAGUAUGUAUGUCAGUAUAAUCACAUGUAAUUGACAAGGUUGAGGAUAGAAUGCAAAAGGCAUCCACCCGAUCUCUUACACACUACCUACCAGGUGCGGUCCGACUGACGGACUCUUGAUCUGGCCCUGAUCUGGCUCUGAUCCGGCUUGGAUGAGGCUCAGAUGUGGCUUUGAAGGGCCUGAUUGAUGUAAGGGUUAAUUUCCAUCUGGAAUCAUCACAACACUUUCAUCUUCAAACAUUUUUAGCAAUACACACACACACAGACACACACAGACACACACACACACACACACACACACACACACACACACACACACACACACACACACAC
Messenger RNA from Alosa sapidissima (American shad), 4298 nucleotides. It is a transcript of the gene pak5, whose product is annotated as p21 protein (Cdc42/Rac)-activated kinase 5. The transcript has 11 exons. The record is from RefSeq and is a predicted model, not a curated record. Gene Ontology annotation, cellular component: cytoplasm. Gene Ontology annotation, biological process: cytoskeleton organization; regulation of MAPK cascade; protein phosphorylation. NCBI's taxonomy places the organism in Eukaryota, Metazoa, Chordata, Actinopteri, Clupeiformes, Clupeidae. Gene Ontology annotation, molecular function: protein serine/threonine kinase activity; ATP binding. The coding region runs from base 113 to 2623 and encodes 836 amino acids.